Rhizophagus irregularis DAOM 181602=DAOM 197198 is the source of this 1773-nucleotide messenger RNA. RefSeq lists its product as uncharacterized. The record is from RefSeq and is a predicted model, not a curated record. Gene Ontology annotation, molecular function: ATP binding; protein serine/threonine kinase activity. Lineage: Eukaryota; Fungi; Glomeromycota; Glomeromycetes; Glomerales; Glomeraceae. Gene Ontology annotation, biological process: cell surface receptor signaling pathway; protein phosphorylation.
GGAAACUUUUGAAGAUUUAAAUAAAGAAUUUAAUUCUGUCGUUCAUCUUUUGAAAUUUUUUUCUUUACCUACUGAUGUACCAUUUUGUGUUGGAAUGGAAACUGCGUCUAAAGUUGAAGUAUUAUUUACAAGUUUUUUACCACUUAUAGGAGAAGUGAGCAAAUUGCAUAAUGAAAUAGAUGAAAUUUAUAAGACGGCUCAAUAUAAUAGAAAAACAUGUGAAGCAAUGUUAGAAAGAGUAAAAAUAGCCGAUACAGCUGUAAAUAAUUUAAAAAUUCGAAAUUUAGAAUUUUUUUCAAAAAAAAAUUUUAUUAAUUUCCGUAACUUAGUUACAGUUAUUGGGGAAAUACGCCAAUUUCUUGCAGAAAUUUCUCAAUUAAAAGGUUCAUAUAGAAAAUAUGUUCGUGCUAAAGAUGUUCAAGAAAAAUUUAGUAACUUAAAUGAUGAAUUUGAAACUGCUAUUCGACUUCUGCGAUUUUUUUUAAUUAUUGGUUUUAAUGCGCGUGCCGACGAUAAGAAGAUUAAAGCUGAUAUUGAAGGGGAAUGGAUUAGAAAGAAAAUAAAAGAUGAAGAUAUUCAUUAUUUUGAAUAUAGCGAAUUUAAUGACAUUGAAGAAAUUGGUAAAGGGGGGUUUGGUAUCGUAAAUAGUGCGGUAACUAAUGAUGGAAUGCGAGUUGCACUUAAAAGCCUUAUCGAAAAGAAAACUUCAAAAAUCGAAGAGGAUGAUAUUAAAAAGUUUGUAAAUGAAUUAAAACUUGUUCGUAUGGUUCAUUUUCAUCCUAAUAUCAAUCGUUUCCUUGGAAUAGCAAAAGAUGAUAUUGGGAAUUAUAUUAUGGUAUUGGAAUUUGCCAAUGAAGGAAAUUUAAGAGAUUAUUUGAUGCGGAAGAAAAAUUCAUUAGAAUGGAAGGAUAAAGUUCAUAUGGCAUUGGAUAUUACUUGUGGAUUAAAAUGUUUACACGCCCAAGAUAUAAUCCAUAGAGAUUUGCACUCAAAAAACAUAUUAGUGAAUAAUGGUAGAUUAUUAAUUGCAGACUUUGGAUUAUCUAAACAAUUAAUAGAAGUUACAUCCAGCUCAGUGACUAAUAGGACGGGAAUGGUUGAAUAUAUUGAACCACAAUGUUAUAGGAGCGUUAAUUAUAUAAGAGAUAAAAGAUCCGAUAUUUAUAGUUUAGGCGUUUUGUUUUGGGAAAUUACAAGUGGUCGUCCUCCUUUUUUCAAUCGGGAUGACCCAAAUUCCUUUGCAUUAUGUCAUCACAUUGGUAUUGGCCAUAGAGAAGAUCCAAUUGAAGGUACACCUUUAGAGUAUCAACAACUUUAUCAAAAAUGUUGGGACGGUAAUCCAGAGUUGAGACCUGACAUUGAUCAAGUUUAUGAAGAAAUUUUGAGUCAAUUUAAUGCUAACGAUACUAACCAUACCGAUAAACAACAUUUAGUAACACCUCAUGAUAAUAAUUAUUCAAGUAUACGAUCAGGCCAGUCAGGGCUCUUUAUAGAUGACUUUAUAGACGAAGUUUAAAUAAAUUGAUUAUAUUAAUUACUUAUUCGAAUAAAAAUAUUAAAAUAAAUAUUUAUUCAUAUAUUAUUAGUGAGAGUAUCAACAAUAAUCAACUAAUAAGAUGGCGGGAAAAAAAAUGAUGUAUUAAUUACAAUUGCACCAGCAGAAACAUUUUAACGUGAAAAAAGAUAAUAUAAUAUAUAUAUAAAAAAUCAAUCAUCAUAUAAAUUGAUUUAACUUAUUAAAUAUGCAGAAAUUCUUACGACAGAAUAAUUUUA